GCGCUUUAACACCCUGUCCUCAUAGCCGGCGAACUGAAACCUACACAGUGCUAAAGCGAAAACUGUACACUGCGAAGUGCAUAGUACAAAGUUCUAAGUCCAUAAUUCAAAGUUCAUAGUUCAAAUACUACAUCGUGUAAAGAAGCAAAGAUGCAUCUUUCUGUGUUUGUUACUGUCUUGCUUGCACUCUACCUGGUGAAUGCCGAUGGGACAGCCGACUCUAGCAGCGACUCUGGUGACGUCACACGAUCUGGCAACGAUGAGACCGAUGGAUACUAUUCAAGGUAUUCCGGCGGCUACCCAUCCUCAAACUACCGAUACAACAGCAGAUACUCUAGACUAGGGUCUGGCGGCUAUAGAAGCCGCUACACUGGAAGCCGCUACACUGGAAGCCGCUACACUGGAAGACGCUAUGGUGCCGGCUACAGAAGCCGCUACACUGGAGGCCGUUAUACCGGAAGCACUGGUCGCUACACCGGAAGCCGGUACACCGGGAGCCGCUACACCGGAAGUAGAUAUAACAGAUACAGACCACGUGUUCCUGUGGGUGGGUACAGAAGUAGGUACAGCAGCUCAUAUCGCCAGAGAUACGGAAGCAAAACUGGAAAGUAGUCGGAUCUGGAAGUUGAACUUUGUAGACGUUUCCAGUCGAAAUUUAUAGACAUGUCUUGUAUUGCGUUUCAUAAGAUAUUUGCUAUGAAAGAUGUUUUGUAAA
Rhopilema esculentum is the source of this 715-nucleotide messenger RNA. RefSeq lists its product as uncharacterized. The record is from RefSeq and is a predicted model, not a curated record. Lineage: Eukaryota; Metazoa; Cnidaria; Scyphozoa; Rhizostomeae; Rhizostomatidae.